GAGAGAGAGAGAGAGAGCAGCAGAAGGGCCUUCUUGAUUGAAGCAUUGCAAUGGCAGUGGCGACGGCUUCUGAUUCGCUUCGUUCGUGGAGGUUCGGCCUCCUCUGCCUGCUGGUGGUUAUCUGGAGACCUGCUGCCGCCGCAGGCUCUUACGGCAGUUUGCCGGCCGGCUUUAAGCCGACGGCUUGGUCCCUUGCCCAUGCCACUUUUUAUGGGGAUGAGACUGCCUCCGAGACAAUGGGAGGCGCUUGCGGAUAUGGAAACCUCUUCCAAAAUGGAUACGGGACGGACACGGCCGCCUUGAGCUCGACCCUCUUUGACGACGGCUACGCGUGCGGGCAGUGCUACCAGAUCAAGUGCGUCCAGUCACCCUGGUGCUUCAAAGGGGUCGUGUUCACGACGGUGACCGCGACCAACCUCUGCCCGCCAAACUGGUCCCAGGACUCCAACGCCGGCGGGUGGUGCAACCCGCCGCGAGCCCACUUCGACAUGUCCAAGCCCGCGUUCAUGAAGAUAGCUCAGUGGAAGGCGGGCAUCGUCCCCGUCAUGCAUCGGAGGGUCCCCUGCGUGAGGACCGGCGGGAUUCGGUUCCAGUUCCAAGGCAACGGGUACUGGCUCCUGGUGUACGUGAUGAACGUGGGAGGAGCAGGCGAUGUCGCCAGCAUGUGGGUCAAGGGGAGCCGGACCGGGUGGAUCAGCAUGAGCCACAACUGGGGCGCCUCGUACCAGGCCUUCGCCACCCUCGGCGGCCAAGCCCUCUCCUUCAAGCUCACCUCGUACACCACCAAAGAGACCAUCGUCGCCUUGAACGUCGCCCCUUCCAACUGGAGAGUGGGGAUGACCUACAAGGCCAACGUCAACUUCCGUUGAUUGCCUGUGCAAUCGCAUGGCGUUUACAUCUUACUUCUUUUUCUACCCGUUUGAUCGCUCGCGCAACCACGCCCUAUCUUUUGUCUUCUCGGUUUUAACCUAUGAGAAUUUCUUCUUCUAAAGUCAUUAAAGAUUGAAAAAUGAUUGAGUGAUAGUAUUUGAUAUACUGUGAGAAUGAUAAUUUUAAAUAUUUAAUGUUCCGGUGUAAGACUGCCAGCGGGAAGAUGCUUGAGAUGGCUGAAAUUGAAAGGACAAAUGUACACGACCUUGCAUUUGAGAAAGGACAAUAAUUUCUAAAA
Eucalyptus grandis is the source of this 1168-nucleotide messenger RNA. RefSeq names its product expansin-A7. Gene Ontology annotation, cellular component: extracellular region. The transcript is spliced from 3 exons. Gene Ontology annotation, biological process: plant-type cell wall organization. Lineage: Eukaryota; Viridiplantae; Streptophyta; Magnoliopsida; Myrtales; Myrtaceae. The record is from RefSeq and is a predicted model, not a curated record. The coding region runs from base 51 to 869 and encodes 272 amino acids.